Molecule: messenger RNA, 409 nt
Organism: Cylicocyclus nassatus
Lineage: Eukaryota; Metazoa; Nematoda; Chromadorea; Rhabditida; Strongylidae
Source: the annotation of a GenBank genome assembly
UUUAUCAAUGUGUAUUGGUGCUUUUUAGCAUCAUGCCAAAAGAAACCAAAACCACGGAGUGCACUAUGGAGAAGAAGUUGAAGCCGUGUUGUGCAUGUCCGGAGACCAAAAAGGCUCGAGAUCAGUGCAUAAUGGAAAACGGUGAAGAAAAAUGUGGCAAGUUCAUCGAAGCUCACAAGAAAUGCUUACGAGAUGCAGGAUUUGAUGUAUAGAAGUCUUCGAAGCGGUAUUCUACAUCUUACCUCUAGUCUCCAUGCUUUCGAGUGAGCCUUGCAUCUCAUGCUUGUUGUUAUUUGCUCACCAUUGUUGCCUUUGAUUUUUUUUUGUCAGGAUAGGUUUUCUUUGUUGAUAUUGUGUUUCGUUAACAUAUAGGACCAGAUCGCUAGUUCAUAUGCUCGGUGCGUGUACC